AUGAAGCUUUCAACAUCAGGAUUGAGUCAGCAGCCUCAUGAAGGAGAGAAGAAGUGUUUGAAUUCUGAGCUAUGGCAUGCCUGUGCUGGUCCUCUUGUAUGCCUACCAUCGGUAGGGAGUCGUGUGGUUUACUUUCCUCAGGGACAUAGUGAACAGGUAGCGGCAACAACUAAUAAAGAAGUUGAUGCUCACAUACCCAAUUACCCAAACUUGCCGCCCCAGUUGAUCUGUCAACUUCACAAUGUCACAAUGCAUGCAGAUGUUGAAACAGAUGAAGUAUAUGCUCAAAUGACGCUGCAGCCCUUGACACCGCAAGAACAAAAGGAUACAUAUCUUCCUGUUGAGUUGGGAAUUCCUAGCAGGCAGCCUACUAAUUAUUUUUGCAAGACACUCACCGCAAGUGAUACCAGUACGCAUGGUGGCUUUUCUGUUCCUCGUCGUGCUGCAGAGAAAGUUUUCCCUCCUUUGGAUUUCUCACAAACACCACCUUGCCAAGAAUUAAUUGCAAGGGAUCUGCAUGACAUUGAAUGGAAAUUCAGGCAUAUUUUCCGAGGACAGCCUAAGCGGCAUCUUCUUACGACUGGCUGGAGUGUGUUUGUUAGUGCCAAAAGACUUGUCGCUGGAGAUUCAGUUCUUUUCAUUUGGAAUGAGAAAAAUCAGCUCCUCCUGGGAAUUCGUCGUGCAACUCGACCCCAAACUGUGAUGCCAUCAUCUGUUCUGUCUAGUGACAGCAUGCACAUUGGAUUGCUUGCUGCCGCUGCUCAUGCUGCCGCUACCAAUAGCUGUUUCACUGUUUUUUUCAACCCAAGGGCUAGCCCAUCUGAGUUUGUGAUACCUCUUUCAAAAUACAUUAAAGCUGUAUAUCACACUCGUGUUUCCGUUGGAAUGCGUUUCCGGAUGCUAUUUGAAACUGAAGAAUCAAGUGUCCGAAGAUACAUGGGCACAAUUACUGGCAUUGGUGACUUAGAUCCGGUUCGCUGGGCCAACUCCCACUGGCGCUCUGUCAAGGUCGGUUGGGAUGAGUCAACAGCAGGCGAGAGGCAACCCAGGGUUUCACUAUGGGAGAUAGAGCCUUUGACUACUUUCCCAAUGUAUCCAUCUUUGUUCCCUCUUAGGCUAAAACGGCCUUGGUACCCAGGAACUUCAUCUUUUCAAGAAAAUAACAGUGACGCUAUUAAUGGAAUGGCAUGGUUGAGAGGGGAAGGUGGUGACCAAGGGCCGCAUCUGAUGAAUCUUCAAUCUUUUGGCAUGCUUCCCUGGAUGCAACAAAGAGUCGAUCCAACUAUUCUCCGAAAUGAUCUUAACCAGCAGUAUCAAGCUAUGUUGGCUACUGGUUUGCAAAAUUUUGGGAGUGGCGAUAUGCUGAAACAGCAACUGAUGCAGUUUCAGCAGCCUGUCCAAUAUUUUCAGCACGCAGGCAAUCAUAAUCCCCUCCUGCAGCAGCAACAGCAACAACAACAACAAGCAAUGCAACAGCAACAGGCUAUUCAUCAGCAUAUGCUGCCUGCUCAAACUCAAAUGGAUAACGUUCGAAGGCAACCACAGCAACAAGUCGGCAAUCAGCUGGACGACCAGGCUCAUCAACAUUCUUACCGGGAACCAUAUCAAAUAUCACAUAGCCAGCUCCAGCAGAAACAACCAUCAAACAUUCCUUCUCAGUCAUUUUCAAAGCCGGAUUUCGCAGAUCCGAACUCUAAGUUUGCAGCUUCUAUUGCUCCAUCGGUCAUUCCAACGGGGCUAGGUUCUUUAUGUUCGGAAGGAAGUAGUAACUUUUUGAAUUUCAAUAGAAUUGGUCAGCAGUCUGUGAUCAUGGAGCAGCCACCUCAAAAAUCUUGGAUGUCAAAAUUUGGGCAUUCAGAAUUGAAUGCUGGCUCCAACUCAUCCUCACUCCCGGCAUAUGGGAAAGAUACUUCCACUUCACAGGAAACUUGUAGUUUAGAUGCCCAGAAUCAAACUCUUUUUGGUGCUAAUGUUGAUUCUUCAGGGCUUCUCCUCCCGACAACUGUGUCCAAUGUUUCUACUACAUCAAUUGAUGCUGAUAUGUCCGCUAUGCCACUAGGGACUUCUGGAUUUCAGAAUUCUCUAUAUGGUUAUGUGCAAGACUCUUCUGACUUGUUGCAUAAUGCAGGACAAGUUGAUCCACUAAAUGCGACCCGUACAUUUGUCAAGGUUUACAAAUCAGGGUCUGUUGGGAGGUCACUGGAUAUCACCCGGUUCAACAGCUAUCAUGAGCUACGGCAAGAACUGGGACAGAUGUUCGGGAUUGAAGGGUUCCUUGAAGACCCUCAAAGAUCAGGCUGGCAGCUUGUAUUUGUUGACAGGGAGAAUGAUGUCCUUCUCCUUGGAGAUGACCCAUGGGAGGCAUUUGUCAACAAUGUCUGGUAUAUCAAAAUUCUUUCACCCGAGGAUGUGCAGAAACUGGGGAAGGAAGAGGUUGAAACCCUAAAUCGUGGUUCACUUGAAAGGAUGAACAGUAAUAGUGCUGAUGGUCGGGACUUCAUGUCUGGACUGCCAUCGAUAGGGUCACUUGAGUACUGACUGUUGUCAUCGUUCGAUAUAGAAAGUGUGGUUCCAAGUCUCUGCUCCCCAAGAGCUCAGAUGUCUCAAUUUUCAUACCGUGUUUCUUGGCUUCUUUAGCGUUGGCCUAAUUAAUCCCGUCUCAAUUGUAUGGCGUAAUUCUUUGUGUAGUAGAGAUUUAAUCCAUCUCCCAUUUGUAUUACAAUGCUGUUGUAUGAGUUAAUCUUUAAUCACUGUACUCAAGCGCAAGACAGACAUGAUUUAGACUAAGAAUCUUGAAGAUGUAAACUUGUCAAUGCAGUUAAAACUUUUGUGAGUGCAUUUGUUAUUUGUUA
This is a messenger RNA of Nicotiana tabacum (common tobacco), 2852 nucleotides long. NCBI's taxonomy places the organism in Eukaryota, Viridiplantae, Streptophyta, Magnoliopsida, Solanales, Solanaceae. The record is from RefSeq and is a predicted model, not a curated record.